Triticum aestivum (bread wheat) is the source of this 753-nucleotide messenger RNA. RefSeq lists its product as uncharacterized. The record is from RefSeq and is a predicted model, not a curated record. The transcript has a single exon. The coding region runs from base 138 to 380 and encodes 80 amino acids. Lineage: Eukaryota; Viridiplantae; Streptophyta; Magnoliopsida; Poales; Poaceae.
GCCCUUUGCUCUGCUCUGCUCUCUGAAUCUGAAGCCUCCUCGACAUGCCAAGACGUAGUACUCGUAGUCCGUCUUCACAUCCCUUUUGCGCCAACGUGUCCAUCCCGUGUUCCAUCCUGGAUUACUGUUAGGAGGCGAUGGUGUGGCUGCAGUACACGGCGACCCGGCGGCAGCGCGCCGCCACGGCCGGCCUCUUCCUCACCGGGGCCGUCCUCAUCGCCGUCGCCGCCCGCCUCUCCUACGCCAACAUCGAGCCCUCGCGCGCCAAGGCCGCCCGGCGCCGCGAGGUCUUGGAGGCCUUCAUCGCCCGCAAGCGCGCAGCUGCGGCCGGAGCCGGAGGAGCAGACUCCCACCCCAGCCCGGAUCCCGCCAAGCCCUAGCCAAGCCACAGGAUCACGCGCUUGGAAUCGAUUCGAGCUGCAGGUCGCCCUCCUCGUUCCAGAUACUAGUGGUAAUUUCUUCUCCAGCAAAAGGGGGACGAUUUCCGUGUUCUCAGCUGGAUUGUGAUCGACUACUUGGUUGUAUUAUGGAUUUUCCACCUCGGUGGCAGCGAUAGAUUGAUGAUAGCGCAGAGUUUUUGUUCUGAGUUUAGUUAAGCAAUUCAAACACCACCACCAGCAUGUCCUCUGCUACACUGUUAAGUUUUGCUAUCCACAGUAUGCUGUGCAAAUCUGAGCUUCUGUCCCUCUUCAUAUUUGAUUGAUGUAUUUUCUGCCGGGAGGUAGAUACUAGCAAACAAAAGAACCGUUUUAA